UUAUCGCCAUGCUAUUGGUGGAUCGUAGAUGCCAGUCAUUUCUGUAGCCGCGCCCACACUCCUGCUUCCCCGAAAUUGACACAAAACUGUUAUCAAGUAGUGACUAAUUGAGAGCCGGUCAGACGGCAGGUGGUUCGAGCUACACAACAGCCGGUCGUUUGGGGGCUGAUCCACAAAAUUAUUACCUCAAAACUAAAAGGAAAUUUAAAAAAAAAUAAGAGUGACCUUUAUGAUUCUAUUAAAUACGAUGAGUUAUUCUAAUUUCGAAUUAUUGGUAAACAUAUAUCUACCAAGAAGAGGAAAUCUGUAAAGAUUGCAUAAUGCAAAAUGAAGAUUGACAAUGGCAUUUAAUUUUAAAACUAUUCCAGCAAAACAAAGACCUUGGAACUGUUUUAACGGGAUUUCACUCAGUGAUGGGUAAUCCACUCGCGUCAGUUUAGAAUCGGAAGCAAAAUGCGCCUUUGCCUGAAGAAGGUCUUUCUGAUGAUAUCUGGGGCCACGGUCACUUUCCUUCUCCUGGCGCUGUUGGAUUACCAGCGGCGAGAAGGCAGCAGCGGGGUCAAGGUGUCGGCCGCUCCGAGCGUCCGGCGUUCCGGAGGGGACCCGCUGCCCGGAGCAGUCAGACCCAGACUGACAUCUCAAGGUACGAACCCCUCAGAGCGAGAGCCUCGGCAGCGGGAGGUGGAACUGAAGGACAUUUUUAUCGCCAUCAAAACCACUCACAAAUUCCACAAAUCCAGACUGGAAUUGCUUCUGCAGACUUGGAUCUCAAGAGCUUGGAAACAGACGUAUAUCUUCACUGAUGGUGAUGAUGAGGAGCUGAAGAUCAGGACAGGUCACCGGGUCAUCAAUACCAAUUGCUCUUCUGCCCACAGCCACCAAGCCUUGUCAUGCAAGAUGGCGGCGGAGUUCGAUGUGUUUGUGGCAUCACGCCUAAGGUGGUUCUGCCACGUUGACGACGAUAACUACGUCAACGUCCGCGCUCUGCUCGAGCUCCUGUCCAGCUUCCCCCUGACGCAGGACGUCUACGUGGGAAAGCCCAGCCUGGACCGGCCAAUUGAGGCAUCCGAGAAACUGCCCAACAAUAAAACGAAAUCGGUGCACUUUUGGUUUGCCACGGGAGGUGCUGGGUUCUGUAUCAGCCGUGGCUUGGCAUUGAAGAUGAUACCCUGGGCCAGCAAUGGACAUUUUAUGAACACGGCGGAGAGAAUCCGUCUCCCUGACGACUGCACCAUCGGUUACAUCGUCGAGGCCAUCCUGGGCGUGCGCCUGAUCCGAAGUCCACUUUUCCAUUCGCACCUGGAGAACCUGCAGCUGGUUUCCAGAGCCCAGAUUAAAAGCCAGGUCACUUUAAGUUACGGAACCUUUGAGAACAAAAGAAAUAUCAUUGAGAUGAAGGGAUCAUUUUCUGUUGAUGAGGACCCUUCCAGGUUCAAGUCUAUUCACUGUCUACUGUACCCAGAAACACCUUGGUGUCCCUGGACCUCUGACAUGUCUCAGGGUUAAAGGUUACUGGAGGCUAGAGUCACAGUUGCCAACUCUGCACUUUCUUUGCACUUUGGGCCACUGAUGUUUGCAACCAAUGGUGUGAAAUAAAAGAAAGAGGAACAAAGGAAAAAUGAAAACUCUACCAGAACUAUGCUGGAAUGAAAAUUAGUCACACCAUGUCUUCACCAACUUGGCAUACGAAGGAGUGGACCCCAGCUACACACAAAGACAAUAAGAAAAUGCCAAUGAAAUCCUUGACCGGGAAAUAUUUUGAAAGAAGAUUUAUUUUUAAAGUAUGAUAGAUUUUUGUAUAUUUUUGCAUAACUGGAUAGAGCCCUGGCUUGUUUCUCUGCACACACAAAAGGCGAUUCGAGAUAAUGAUUGUGUACAUCAGUGAGACCUGAUUUAGACUGGGGGACUGCUUUGCCGAGCACAUUUGCUCCAUCCGCAACAGACAAGAUUUCCUGGUGGCUGACCUUUUUAAUUCCAAUCCCCAUUCCCAUUCCUAUUCCUAAAUGUCAGUCUAAGGCCUCCUCCACUAACACAGUGAAGCGACUUUAAGGUUGGAGGAGCAGCACCUCAUAUUCCUCCAACUUGAUGGCAUGAACAUCAACUUCUCAAACUUCUGGUCAUUUCUCUUCUCUCCACUUCUUUCUAUUUCAUUUCCCCACUCUGGCUCCCCUCUUACCCCCUCUCUUCUCCUCACUUGCCAACUGCCUCCAUCUGAUUCCCCUCCAAAUUCCCUUUCACCCAUGGUCUACACUCCUCUCCUAUCAGAUUCUUUCUUCAGCUCUUCACAUUUUCCACCUAUCAUCUCCCAGAUUAUCACUUUAUCUCCCAAUCUGGAAACCAACCACUUUGUCUUACCUACCACCUGCCGGCUUGGACUCCUUCUUCUCACCCGUCUUCUUACUCUGGUUUUCCCCCGCCUGCUUUCCAGUCCUGAUGAAGGGUCUUAGCCCGAUACUACAACAGUUUAUUCCCCUCCAUAGAUGCUGCCUGACCUGCUGAGUUCCUGUAUUUUAGUGAUGAUGCAGGACAGCCUAGUGUGCUGGCUCACUGAGAGAUGCUCUGCACAGUAAAAAGCUUGCUGACUGUGAAUUUCUGCCAGCUGUGGCUUUCUGGAAAUAUAUUUAAAAUUUUUGGAAUCAAGAAACUAACAUGGUAACACUGUUGGUCUUGUUCUCUCUGUCUGGGGUGUGAUUGUUUGCCUGAUGUCUGGACUGUGAGUGUUUGCUCUCUCUCUGUCUGGGGUAUGAGUGUUUGUUCUCUCUCCUCUCUCUCUCCUCUCCCUCCUCUCCCUCCUCUCCCCCGUGAGUGUUUGCCCCCUCUGUCUGUCUGUCUCUCUCUGGACUGUGUGUUUCCUCUCUCCCCCUCCUGGACUGUGAGUGUUUGCUCUCUCUCUGUCUGGAGUAUGAGUGGUUGUUCUCUCUCUCCUCUCCCUCCUCUCCCUCCUCUCCCUCCUCUCCCUCCUCUCCCUCGUCUCCCUCCUCUCCCUCGUCUCCCUCGUCUCCCUCGUCUCCCUCGUCUCCCUCGUCUCCCUCGUCUCCCUCCUCUCCCUCCUCUCCCUCCUCUCCCCCGUGAGUGUUUGCCCCCUCUAUCUGUCUGUCUGUCUCCCUCUGGACUGUGUGUUUCCUCUCUCCCCCUCCUGGACUGUGAGUGUUUGCUCUCUCUGUUGGGGUGUGAGUAUUUGCUGUCUGUGCUGGGUGUGAUUGUUGGUGUGAGUCACUGGCAAAGCCACUGUUGAUAGCUUAGCUGUGCAUGUGCAGCAGAGUGACCUUGUGGUUAGCUAUAACGACACCAACGAUCUCCAAUCGGGGAUUGAUUCCUGCUGCUACUUUAAAGAGUUUGCACAUUCUCUGUGUGGUUUUGCUUCGGGUCUUUGGUUUUAUCCCUCAUUCGGUCAGCUUGUGGUUAGGUUUCAUGCGUUGUGGACAAGCUGUGUUGGCACUGUCGGUGUGAUGACUCAAUCUGAGCACAAGAGAUCCUGUCACUUCUGAAAAUCUAGAUUAACCCAGAGAAUGUGGAGGGACCCAGCUGGUCAGUCAGCAUCUGCGGUGGGAUAAAGAGUCACAUUUUGAGCAAGACUCCUCAUCAGCACCUCCCGUCAUGGGUGUUUAUUCCUCUCCAUAGAUGCUGCCUGACCUGUUGAGUUCCUCCGCUCGUUUGGUGUGACUUGAUGCAAAUGACAUACAGUAUUUCAUGGUAUGUUUCAAUGUACAUGUGACAAAUAAACUCAUCUCU
Molecule: messenger RNA, 3732 nt
Organism: Mobula hypostoma (lesser devil ray)
Lineage: Eukaryota; Metazoa; Chordata; Chondrichthyes; Myliobatiformes; Myliobatidae
Product: beta-1,3-N-acetylglucosaminyltransferase lunatic fringe-like
Exons: 8
Coding region: 454-1506 (350 amino acids)
Biological process (GO): pattern specification process; regulation of Notch signaling pathway
Cellular component (GO): Golgi membrane
Molecular function (GO): O-fucosylpeptide 3-beta-N-acetylglucosaminyltransferase activity
Source: RefSeq, a predicted model, not a curated record